AUGUUCCCCUCACAAGCGGCCAAUUUGAACAUUGAAGCCCUGAGUGGUAUCUGUGGCUCCAUAUCCAUUGCCUGCUGGGUGGUAGUUUUCUCUCCACAAAUCAUUGAGAACUUCCGACGUGGUUCCGCAGAUGGGCUUUCACUUCUUUUUCUCAUCGUUUGGCUGGCUGGCGAUGUCUUCAACAUUCUCGGUGCAGUCAUGCAAGGUGUGCUGCCAACAAUGAUUAUCUUGGCAGUCUACUACACAUUAGCAGACAUUGUCUUACUUGGACAGUGUUUCUAUUAUCGAGGCUUUAACAUUCGUGAAGAAUUCUCGUCUUCUCCCACACCAGAGCCUGCUGCCACCGGCGCACUAGGUGAAGAUGAGGGUGAUCAGUCUGCCCCCACACCAACUGAGCGAUCUUCUCUAUUACCUAAGUCAAAAUCGACGAACGGAAAUGGAAAUCAAGAGUCUUCAGUGAACGGAAAUGGUAUUCGCCAUUCUGCAGAGGAAAGACGUCCGUUAUCCUCAUCAGCGGGUGAAAGACGACACUCUGCAACCUCAUUUCGAGAUAUCCUACACUCAUCUGUGGAUGGAACCCAUCUAUCACCUGCUACACCUUUCAUUGAUACAAAUGCGGCUCGUGCUCGUCGACGCCGUCGACGUAUCUCCACCAUUAAAGCCGUUCUAUUCAAUACCACCGCCAUUGCCCUUGUCUGCGCGGCAGGUGUGGUAGGUUGGUACCUUAGUCCUGCCCCAAAGAGCUCCAGCUCAGAUCCAGAAUCUCUCACUAUGGAUCCAUUGGGUCAAACAUUUGGAUACCUGUGCGCCGUCCUGUACCUGGGUUCACGACUCCCCCAGCUUCUCCUGAACUACCGGCGCAAGUCUACUGACGGCGUGUCUCUGCUUUUCUUUCUCUUCGCCUGCAUUGGCAAUGUGACAUAUGUUUUGUCCAUCUUGGCAUACUCACCGGUCUGUCGGGGCCACAUUUCGAUCAUAGACCUUCCGAAUACCACUUCACAUCGCCAUUCUAAAUGCGAGUCAGGAGAGGCCGCUGCAAUUUAUGGGCGGUAUGUAUUGGUGAAUCUCUCAUGGUUGAUUGGUAGCUUUGGAACCCUACUAUUGGACAUGGCGAUCUUCGUACAAUUCUUCUUGUACCGCGACGCGAAGGAUUUAGAUGAGGAGUACCAUGAUGAUGAUCAAUAA
This is a messenger RNA of Penicillium malachiteum, 1185 nucleotides long. Its product is annotated as PQ-loop repeat-containing protein. Gene Ontology annotation, cellular component: fungal-type vacuole membrane. The record is from RefSeq and is a predicted model, not a curated record. The transcript has 2 exons. Bases 1 to 1185 code for a protein of 394 amino acids. Gene Ontology annotation, biological process: basic amino acid transmembrane export from vacuole. Lineage: Eukaryota; Fungi; Ascomycota; Eurotiomycetes; Eurotiales; Aspergillaceae.